CAUAAUUUCUUUGAACCAAUCAAAAUGUAAACUGCCAACGUUUAUUUUAGUAGAAUGUUUCCCUAUUUGUCACGUCUUUUUCUUGGAAUGAAUAAGAUAUUUUUAUAGUGAAUGAAGGAAUGACGUUAAGAUGAACGAAAUCGCAAAUCAAGACACAUUAGAUGCCAAACCUGUUCUCAUUGAAGAAACACCAACAAAAUUGCCAGCUACCAAUGGGACAGAACGUAAAAGAAAUGAAGGAAUAAUAUACGAAAGCCAUUUGAACCAAGAAAGUUAUACAAUUAAAUCUGGAAUAGCAGUUGUGAUCAAUAACACAGAAUUUGAUGCCAGAUUAUGUUUAUCUGAUCGUUCUGGAAGUGAUGUGGAUGCUUCAUCUCUAUUCCAAAGAUUCAUGGAACUUGGCUUUGAAAGUGAUCUUAUGAAUGAUGCCAGUAAGGAUGACUUGGUAGAAAAGUUACAAGAAAUUAUGAAAGACAAAAAACAAUUAUCGAAAACAGACUGCCUGAUCGUCGCUUUGUUGACACAUGGUAAUGAGGACAGCGUGUAUAUGACAGAUACAUGUGUAAAAAUGAAAGCAGUAAUGAAUUACUUCAAUGCAGAGAACUGUCCAGAGCUAAUUCUUAAGCCCAAAAUAUUUAUUUUCCAGUGUUCUAGAAGAUCAGAUUCAAGACGAGGUGAAGAUAUAAUUGUUGAGGAUACACUAAAAAGCAAGGCUUCUAUUCCAAAUGAUGCAGACACUGUUCGUAUUCCCAAUGAGUCUGAUUUCCUUGAAGUUUAUUCUACGUCAAUAGGUGAUAGAUCAUUCCAUAACACAGAGUCAUCAUCACCAUUUUUACGUCAUCUAAUAGAAGAGCUACAUAACAUCAAGGUAGACGAUGAUAUUUACAGAGUUUUAACAAAAGUAAAUAGCAAAGUUAUGACAUUUGAGCCUGGACAUACUGAGAGUAAAGAUAUGAGACAGAUGCCAUAUUUUGUAUCACACCUUACGAAAGAUUUGUAUCUGAAACAGGUCAACUAGACAUAUGAUGACCUUCAGCCAGGAUUACAAGUCGUUACACUAGUCGUUAAAAUCAAGCUUUCCAUAUUAUAUACGAAAUUAAAACUGUUUAUUUUGUUUACUAUUAUAUAUUAACAAGAACGUAAAAUAUUUCUACGAUUUUGAUUAGAUAUAGAAUAAGGUGAUAUUCGCAUAUGACAAACUUUUGUUAAAAAGUGCUAUGAAACUUUUCUCAAUCUAAUAUGUAAAAAGUAUAUAUUAUAAUGAUCGGUACAAGGAAAAUUGUCCUCGUGGUGUAUCAUAUUGCACUGCAACUGUUAGUCAACAUAUUAUUUUAAUUUUACUGUCGUUGCUAUAAUCCGUAUUUUAAAUGGUUCGGAUUAAUGAUUUUGAAAACUAUAAAUGAAAGAAAAGUUCAUCUUUUCAUCCAUAUCAAAUAUUAGUUCUGUAAUUUCGAAUUAUAAAAUUUCCUCACAUCUUAUAGGAUUUUUACACCAUUAUGAGUUAUAUUUUGCUACUCGAGAGACAUUGAAACAGUGAAACGAAACAUUCAGUAGUAUUCUAACAUAAUUCUAUUUUAUAGGUUUUUCCUAGAUGUCAUUCUGAAGUCCUGUCGCUUCGUAGCUUCACAAUUACUACUUUCUAAUAUAUUUGAUUUUGUAUUUACAUUGUAUCAUAGAUCAAAUUCAUUUGUUCAGUGUAUGUUCGCUGGUGUUAAUAUGUCUUUUGAUUGAGUAAAGCCAUUUCAAUUGAUA
Molecule: messenger RNA, 1752 nt
Organism: Mytilus californianus (California mussel)
Lineage: Eukaryota; Metazoa; Mollusca; Bivalvia; Mytilida; Mytilidae
Product: caspase-3-like
Exons: 6
Coding region: 131-1018 (295 amino acids)
Biological process (GO): proteolysis; apoptotic process
Cellular component (GO): cytoplasm
Source: RefSeq, a predicted model, not a curated record